AUGCCAAACGUCAGACCUAUCCUGCCGCCCCUUAAGACGCCAAAAAGCGCGACAUUCCCGUCGGAGCUUCACGAUGACUCCCCCUCUACCAGUAUCUCCUCUUCUAUGAAGCAGGAAGACUCAGCUUCCGGCACACCUUUGACACCACACUCUUCGAUCCCUCUUCCAAAGGCUUAUACGGAAUUUCUUGAGGCUAUGACUCCUGUCUUUAGUCCUGCGAGCGCGGGCGCCAACUUUCCAAAGUUCCCUCUUGAGAAGACAUCCGCUUCCCCAACAUCUCAACCCGGCAGUGCUUUGAGUGGUUCCUUCGCAUUCAGUCCCUUAACAACACGAUCACCAACCAUCUCACUUCCACCACCUACUCCGGGCUCUGCUGUGUACUCAAGAAAGGGCUUUCCUCUACCACGCCGUCUUCGCAUUCCUCAGUCACUCAAGUAUUCUCCAACCUCGGAUUCACCACGGAGCGCAAAUAGCCUCCGAUCGCCUUAUUCAACUACUGAUUGGAAACUUCGCUAUAUUGAACCCCCACGGAGCUCUGGGGGAAAGCCCGUGAGCGUGAAGCAAAUCGUCACACGAACAGUGACUUACAAACGUACUCAACUGGAUGCCCCUCCUAAGGGAAAACGUCGCAAGUGUCGUGAUUCGAAGGAUGGAAAGGAGAUCAAGGAUGUACAUGAGAGGAAAGAGUUCAAGGAGUUCAAGGAAUUCAAAGAUUUCAAGGAAUUUAAGAUGAAGAAGGAGGCUACAGAAGUCUAG
Penicillium malachiteum is the source of this 756-nucleotide messenger RNA. RefSeq lists its product as uncharacterized. The record is from RefSeq and is a predicted model, not a curated record. Lineage: Eukaryota; Fungi; Ascomycota; Eurotiomycetes; Eurotiales; Aspergillaceae. The coding region runs from base 1 to 756 and encodes 251 amino acids. The transcript has a single exon.